Didymella exigua CBS 183.55 is the source of this 1796-nucleotide messenger RNA. Its product is annotated as sulfite oxidase mitochondrial precursor. Lineage: Eukaryota; Fungi; Ascomycota; Dothideomycetes; Pleosporales; Didymellaceae. Gene Ontology annotation, molecular function: molybdenum ion binding; oxidoreductase activity. The record is from RefSeq and is a predicted model, not a curated record. Bases 157 to 1716 code for a protein of 519 amino acids. The transcript is spliced from 6 exons. Gene Ontology annotation, cellular component: mitochondrion.
CACGUACCCUUGAUCAAGCAAUCAGUAAGUCUGAAGUCAUGACCGGCUGAAUUCGGACGGCUGGUAAGGUGCUCAAAAAAGUACCGGAACAUCCGCAAUGUGGGCGUCGUUGGCGUUUAGUAGUGAACUCUUCCACGACUGACAACCCACACCAACAUGGCACCCGCGGAGCCGAAUCAUAAGCCAUUCCAGGUACAGGGCGAACUGCCUACAUUCGAGGAGGAGCGUGAAGGAUGGAAGGGCUACAUUGAGUGGGAAAGAUAUCCCGAGAAGAAGAGGAAGGCAGCGGAUAUCCUGGCGAAAUACGACUUCCCUGUGCCUCCAGAGUUCCAGUUCGAGCCGUUACCCAAGAGCAAUCCUGUGCUGGAGGGAGUGCGCUGGAAGCACUACCACUAUGCCAUGGGACCCACCAUCAGCAACAUGCCCGACAUAUCAUGGGAUUACGUUAAGAAAGAGAAGAGUGAGGACAUGAUCCACGUCCUACAGUUUCCAUACAACGGCGAGCCACCGAGAAAACGCCUGGUUGAGACCGAGAUUACGAACAACCCCGACUUCUUCGUGCGCAAUCACGGCGGCAUCCCCGAAAUUGACUCCAGCAAAUACUACUUCGAAGUCGAGGGUCUUGUCAACGACCCCAAGAAAAUCACCCUCGAACUACUCAAAGACGAAUCCGUUUUCCCCCGCCAAUCGACUGUCGCCAGUCUGCAGUGCUCCGGCACUCGCCGUAUAGAGCAGAUUCACGAGUACCCUGGUGAUGGCGAUGAGCUUAUCAAUGCUCCAUGGGGUGAGGGCGCCAUCGGUACUGCACGCUGGACCGGUGUGUCCUUGAAGAAGGUAAUCAAAUACUGCGGUGGAUUGAAAGACGACGGUGCUCAUCUCGAGUUCUUCGGCGCCGACACAUAUUUCAAGAAGGGAGAGGUGUACAACUAUGCCGUCUCUGUCCCUGUUCGCAAGAUGAAGAUCAACGAGGUGUUGCUGGCGUGGGAGAUGAACGAUGAGCCCCUUCCCGCGAUUCACGGUUUCCCUCUCCGUGUCGUGGUUAUGGGAUACAUCGGCGCUCGCUCUUGCAAGUGGCUGACACGCAUCAACGUCAUCAACGCACCUUCUAUGGCACCUGUUCAGAUGAAGGAGUAUCUGUACUACACUCCUCAGAUGGGUAAGCAGAACGUCACGUACAGCAGCGGUUUCAGUAUUCAGACCAUGCCUGUCUCGUCUGCGAUCAUGACGCCUGUAAAUAACGAUGUCAUCAUUCACGAUGGCACGAUCACGUUUACUGGAUGGGCUUUCAGCGGUAGCGGAUGGCCUGAACGUGUCGAAGUCAGUAACGAUGGCGGAGGUGUGUGGUAUGAAGUGCCAGACGAGAAUCUGAGUAAGAAGUACUUCCACGCCUGGAGAACCUGGUCGUUCGAAUGUCCAGUUGAUGCUGAGGGUUGGCUUGAAUUUUGUGUCAGAUGUUGGGACGAUGCCCUGAACACACAACCCACCUACGUUCGCAGCGCGUGGAAUUGGGACUUGCACGUCACUUCUUCCUGCCACCGCGUCAAGAUCUACAGUGUCAACAAGUCGAGGCCAAACACUGCUAAACGACUCAAGCAGUUUGAGGAGAGGGGUCUACCGUUCUUGCCGCUCACGCGCCCUGUGCCUUUCGAUCUCGAGACAGAGGAGGAUUAUCUCAAAGAAAUGCAGAAGCGCGAUGGUCGUGACCCCACCGAAUAAAGAAACAGGGCAGUCCAGAUGUAACAAACGAUUGAAAGUGAUGCGGCAUGUAGCACAAGGUCUCCUUACGUAUUCAAAAU